This is a messenger RNA of Yamadazyma tenuis ATCC 10573, 2526 nucleotides long. RefSeq lists its product as uncharacterized. Gene Ontology annotation, cellular component: centrosome; gamma-tubulin complex; equatorial microtubule organizing center. Gene Ontology annotation, biological process: meiotic cell cycle; cytoplasmic microtubule organization; microtubule nucleation. The record is from RefSeq and is a predicted model, not a curated record. Lineage: Eukaryota; Fungi; Ascomycota; Pichiomycetes; Serinales; Debaryomycetaceae. Gene Ontology annotation, molecular function: gamma-tubulin binding; microtubule minus-end binding.
AUGGAUACCCCCAUAGACACGGUGACACUCCUGAACGAGCCGCGGCUUCUUCAGACAUGUGUCAUACAUGAUCUAAGGUUUCAGAAAGCCCGGUACCAUGGAUUGAGAGAUUUAACAGAUAUCAACGUCCAACAAGCGCUUAUCACCAAAGACUUACUUUUCACAUUAUUGGGCCAUGAGGGCCAGUUCAUUCGCCUAAGUGACAAGUACAGCGCCAGAGACUUGGAAGUGAGUAUCGGUGGGCCCGAGUUCAAGAUCGCAAAGAACUUGGACAUUCUGUUAAAGCUCGUCACCAAAAAGAUCAUUAAAUUUGGCCGCUACUACUGCUCGAUCAACAACUUCUUGGAACACUACGACAACGAGCUGUUUGGAAAAGCGGUACAGAACCUUUGCCAUGCGAUUGUGGCAUUUAAGGAUAAGUACGAGAAGGUGGUGAUAGAGCUUGAGAAUCUGUUUAAGUAUGAUGCGAGCUUUAACUUGAAUUGGUUUGACAACAUCUUGAACAAGCAGAUCUCGAGUGAGAUGGGCCAUUUCUAUGAGAUCGUAAACAUGAUACACAACGAGACAUUGAAGAGACAACGAGAGUACUUCCACAAUCGAGAUAAGUACUUGGAUGAAUAUGCUCAGACGCAGAUAGGAGACGACUUCCACAACCCUGGGUCUGUCGACUUAUUUGUGGAUCCAAUAAAGUUCAAUGUGUGCAAAGGAGGAUUAGUGUUACAGGCAAUCCAGCAGAGAAUCAGGGCUUUCAAGGGAGAUGUGGUGUCCACGACGUUUCUCACGAAGCUUUUCGAGGAGGUGAGUAAAGACUACUUGAACUCGUUGAAUGAGUGGUUGGUUAACGGAAUAAUAGAUGAUCCGUUCAAAGAGUUCUUGAUCAAGCAGACGUCUUUCCAGAGCUUUUUGAAGCCACUGAUGCAGAUCUAUUGGGACGAAAUCUUCAAGUUCAGGUACGAUGGGUUGAUUGACCAACUUCAAAGUAAGGAUAUCCAGAAUAAAAUCCUUUUGACAGGGAAGUACUUGAACAUAUUCAAGCAUUGUACUGGCCUCGAGAACUUCGAAAGCUUCAAUGAAAAUCUCAUGCCCAUAAAGAGUAUCUUCAGUCAGGACUUUGAGUUGAAGGUCGACAACUUCUAUAAACGAGCCAAUAAAUUGUUGAUGAAGUUAAUUUUCGAAGGAUACAAUUUCAACUUUGUAGUGGAAUACUACCUGAAGCAAUUUCUACUUGAUAACUCCAGUGGGGUUGACAACUUUAUUGAGGCCAACUUGAACGACUUGCAGAGAAAUAAGUUCAAGAUCUCGAUUUCCAAGCUCAUAAAGAGCUUUAAUAAUACCCUUCUCAGUGAUGAAAAUAAUGACCUUUCCCCCUUGAACAAGAGUUUGAACAGCAAACUCGAGUUUUCCAUCAAUUCCCUUAGUUUUUAUGAUUUAGCCAAAGAGGUGUUAGCAGUGGAGCCUAUAAAUGCAGAGGAUGCUAUCAGAGAUAUAAACCGAGGCGAAACAUUUGAAGAAAUUGUCCACAAGAACCUAGACAACAAACGUCAGAAUAUUGCCAGUGCUGGUUCCAACAUUAGUCCCGAAUCCACCGGGAACUUCAGAUAUGACCCACAGAACGCUGACCAACUCACGAUUUUGGGAGUCAAUCUUAGCAUGGACUUACAGUUCCCCUUGAACUUGGUAAUCAACUAUAACUUUAACCUCCAGUACCAGCUUGUGUUCAACAACCAGCUUUUCCUCAAGUUUAUCAACAAGCUAAUCGAUAACACAUGGAAAGAAGUGUCGUUAUCGCAUGUGUGGAACUUUCCCGGCUUUGACAGAAAGAUCUCAAAGUGGAUUCUCCGUAGCAGAGUAUUGCUUAAUCGGAUGAGAGACUUUGUCAACGAGCUUCACUACUACAUUUCGUUAGAAGUCAUUGACAAGAACCACAAGGAAUUGAAGAGCCAUCUCGAGAGUGUGGCUCAUCAGUUGAAGGAAGAGCCGUUGGAGUCAAGUUUCAGUGAGGCGGAUGCUUCUGGGUUCAAUGGUAACUCGUCGUUCGUCAAGGGAAUGACCAAUAGUUACCAUGAACUUUUCAACAGUAAGGCCAACAACACAAAUGCCAGUCCAGUAGACAUCAUUGACUUGAACAACUUGUCCAGUAAGAUGGCAACGAUUCUCAACAACAUUUUGAGAGACACUUUCUUGGUGCAUGAGAAGGUGAUGAACGAACUCCAGGAAUUGUUGGUGUUGAUAGUGCUGUACAACCAGUUUCUUAACAAGUUGAAGCUGUCGUUGAUCAUGAUGAACGAUGAGCUUUUCUUCCAAUACAAAGAAGCGUACCCUGUUUAUAUGGAAGAUAAGGAGAUCAACUCGAACCUGGUAGAGACGAUAUAUGGCAACCUCAACGACGAGUUGAUCAAAUACUUUGAGGGCUUCAACAACCUGCUAACAAGGUUUAUGUCUUCGAUCAACUCGAAUCUCGACAAUUCGAGUCAGCAGUUCUUAAACCUUUUCCAAUCGUUGGAGAACUGCUUCCCGGAUCAGUAG